Eimeria maxima is the source of this 3660-nucleotide messenger RNA. RefSeq lists its product as hypothetical. NCBI's taxonomy places the organism in Eukaryota, Apicomplexa, Conoidasida, Eucoccidiorida, Eimeriidae. The record is from RefSeq and is a predicted model, not a curated record. The coding region runs from base 1 to 3660 and encodes 1219 amino acids. The transcript is spliced from 3 exons.
AUGGUUGAUACAUGCGGCUUCCCCUUAACAAGACAAUCAACUAAGCUUCCUUCUUAUGAAUCACAAGUCUUACCUCCUCAAUCAGCUGUACAGGCACCUAUUAGGGGACCCCAAGCUACCACUGCUCCCCUUGAAGGGGAGCAGCGAGGGCCCCUGCAACAUCUUGUGAAUCCCCCAAGCAACUGCAGCAGCACGGUGCAAGAAGAAGGCAUGUCAUCUGCAGCAGCAGCACCAGCAGCAGGAAGCUCCUUGUAUCCGACUCAGCAACACAGCCAGCAGCAGCUGCAGCAAGACCAGCGGGAGGAGCAGCAGUUCCUGUGGCCUCACCCGCAACACCCUCAGCAGCAGCAGCAGCAACAGCAACAGCAGCAACCGCAGCAGCAACUGCAGCAGCAGCAACUGCAGCAACAGCUCUACUUGUUGAAGCAGAAGCAAUGUGUCUAUUCGGAUGCUGAUCGUUCAGCAUCACCCACGGGUACCCAGAGUCACCUCAGUGAGGGAGGGUACAGCGUAGGGGCCCCCCAGGGGUCUCCCCGGGUUCCUCAGGGGCCCCCACGUGAAACCGAGGGUAAGCAGCAGCAGCAGCAUCAGCAUCAGCAGCAGCAGCAGCAGCAGCAGAUGCUUGAGGGGAGUUCCCCCCGUCUUGCAUGCGGAGGUAGUGGGGCCCCCCCUACCGUAGAGCCAACCCGCCAGAGGGGAAAGACGUCAUGUGCUGCAGCAGGAAGGAAAGCAUGCAGCAGCCAGGAGGCUGACAGUGCCGCAUGCAGAUCUUUCCCCAUUACCCUAGCAGCAGCAGCAGCAGGAGCGGGAGCCCCAACCGCAGCAGCAGUUACAGCAUCUGUAGCAGCUGCAGCAGCAGCAGCACCACCACCACCAGCAGCAGGAACAGUAGCAGCAGCAGCAGGAACAGCAGCAGCAGCAGCAGGAACAGCAGCAGGUGGUGGCGGUGUUGACUGGUCCGUUGGUUCUUCUUUGCACCGAUUAGUACGUGGUGUACUGUUAGCUGCAGCAGCAAGACUUGAAUCAGCGGCAGCAGAACGCAUGCGUUGCUUCGUAGCAGCAGAGAAGAGGCAUCUAGAGGAGCAGCUAUUAACAGAGGAAGAAGAAUACGAAUUGCUGCAGCAGCUGCUGCUGCGGGCCCUCAAGCUGCAGACCCUAACUAGUGCAGACGUGCAGGCCCUCAUAGAUCUCCUGCAGGACCCUGCAGCAACUGCAGCAACUGCAGCAACUGCAGCAACUGCAGCAACUGCAGCAACUGCAACAAAUGCAGCAAAUGCAGCAAAUGUAGCAUAUUCAGCAAAUGCAGCAAAUGCAGCAAAUGCAGUAAAUGCAGUAAAUACAACAAAUGCAGCAAAUGCAGCAAAUGCAGCAAACCCUGCUGCUGCUAGAGCAGCAGCACGGGGGUCACAAAGCCCCAGAUGGGGGACCCCAGUCUAUGGAGUAUCUACAGGGGUACCCACAACGCAUGCAGCAGCAGGAGGCAGCAUUCCCCUUUGCAAAUCGGAGGCUGUGGGGCCCCUAGAUACUGAGAAUGCAAGAGGGUCCCCCCGUGCCCCUGGGGCCCCUGGGGCCCUUGGGGCCCCUCCUACGGACUUUGUUAUGACGCCUAGAGGGUCUCUAUUAGAGGCAGCAACUGCUGCGCUGCAGCCAGCAGUUGGCAAAUAUUUAGAUUAUAUUGAUGAGGUAGAUGGCUUUGUUGAUUUCUUAAGGGAAAGCGAACAAAAAAAAGUCAGGUGUACGUACACCCGAGAUGGGGGAGGGAGGGAAGGGCAAGGAACAGCAGCAGCUGCUGCUGCAGCAGCUGCUCCUGCUGCUGCAGGUAACGAAAACAAUGAUGCGGAAGCCAACUACUCACAUGCACCAGCAGCAGCAACAGGAGACCCGAGUAAAGGACUAACAACAACAACUGCAGCAGAAGCAGCAGUGGCAGCAGCAGCAGAUACAGCUGCAGGAACAGCAGCAGCAGCAGCAGCAGCAGCAGAUUUUAUAGAGGGUGCAAAUGCAAAGGCCAGUGCCUCUGCUGUACCCCCUAAGGCCUCCCGUAGGAGACCUCGUCAAGGUGUAGCUAAGAGAGGAAUGGGAGUAAGGGGGCCCUCGGGGGCCCCCUUUGAGGGAGAAUCCGCUGCUGCUCUUCUUACAGAGGGAAUAAGGGCAAAGAGGCCCUGCCAAGGGGGCCCCUCCUGCGGUCGUUCCCUCCUAGGUUGUGCUGCUGCUGCUGCUGCUGCUGCUGAGAGGCCCCCCUGUUUGCCUCUCUUGUGCAGUCCUCAGGAGAUUUCUGCUGCUGCAUGGGGCCUCCCUCUCCUCCAACAGCAGCAGCAGCAACAGCAGCAACAGCAGCAACAGCAGCAGUCGCAUGCCCGUGCUGCAUGCAGCGACAGGGAAUAUAUAAGGGGAGGGAGUACACAAACUGUUUGCUGUCCUCUAUCUACUGAUCCUUUUACUGUUAUUAACUCUACUAAGACAUGCAACAAUACAGAUGCAUCCUUUACCAGCAACAGCAGCAACAGCAGCAGCAACAGCAGCAGCAACAGCAGCAGCAACAACAACAGCAACAACAUGGGUAGUGUAUGUACACCUGGUGUAGUAGAGUUUACAACAAUAUCCAGUCUUCGUUCUCCAGUAAAAGGAGUUUAUUAUGACAGUCUAAAGAAAUUAUGGCGAGUACAGUGGCAAACAAGUACAAUAGGGGAUAAUAAUAUAGGUGGGGGCCCCUCUGGGGCCCCAGGGGCCCCCAAUAAUAGUAAUAAUACUAGUACUAGUACCCAAGGAGAAGGAAAAAGAAUAUCUCGCUCCUUUAGUUGUAAUAGAUUAGGAUUCGAGGCAGCAAGAGCAAGAGCAGUAGCAUGGAUACUAUCUAGAGGGUUAGUAGGGGAUGGAGGAGGAGGAGGAGGAGGAGGUAAUGGUGGAUAUAUUCCUUCUCCUCCUUAUGAUAUUUCGGGUGUAUGUACAGCAUUAAGAGCAGCAGAUGAUUGGAUAUAUCUUAAGGAUAAUUAUAUAAAAGAAUUUACUGUUUUUUAUGACCCUAAAAGAUUUCUUAUUAAGAUAGAGGGGUAUUAUGUAUCAACAAAGAUGGCGGGGAAUUCUUCCUUAAUUCAUCAACAUAAACAAAUACAUAAUACUAAUACAAAUAAUCAUACAAUUACAGCAGCAGCAGCAACAGCAGCAACAGCAGCAGCAACAACAGCAGCAGCAACAACAACAACUACCACCAACAUCAACACCUCCCUUAAUAGCAACAACACUAACACAACAACAACCACCAUCACCACAAACAGCAACAGCAGCAGCAGCAGCAGCAGCAGCAAUAUAGUAGAUACAGAUAUAGGGGUAGAUCGUGUAAAUGUAGGGCGCAGCACAACAGGAGGGAAGAGGGGAGGGAGAGGAGCAGCAGGAGGAAAUCGUCAUAGAGGAUUUUCUUCUCUUAGUCUUGAUGAUAUGUUAAGGAUUGUAUGGGGAUAUCCUAAGGAAGCUGCAGGAUUUAUACUUGCUGAUGCUGCUGCUGCUGCUGCAGCUGCUGCAGCAGCAACAGCAGCAACACAAGGAAGAGCAUGCACUCCUUCCUCUAGAAUUAUGCAUGCACAAGAAACAAAAGCCCCAUUAAUUCGUGAAGGAAAAAUCAACCAUAAACAUGAACAUUGCUGCUUUGUUAAAAAAGAAUAA